Megalopta genalis is the source of this 3982-nucleotide messenger RNA. The record is from RefSeq and is a predicted model, not a curated record. NCBI's taxonomy places the organism in Eukaryota, Metazoa, Arthropoda, Insecta, Hymenoptera, Halictidae.
GGCUACGGAUAUCACGCACAACCACGCACGACUGCGAUAUGUUUACCACACGCAAUUACCAUAACGUUAUCUUCCUAAUUACAUCCAUACUUUGCUUGUCGUAUUCACGCUUCGGUACAUAGUAUGUACCUCGUGCUGAUUGGUCGACGGUAUUCUACCCAUGACAUUUUCACGAAAAACAUCGUAUACUAUUUUCUAAAUUUUUAAAAAUAAGUGCGCGUGUCUCAAAGGAUUGUAUAUCCUGCAAAUUUUUAUUUUCGAAAUUAUUGUAGUAUUGUCUGUUCAACACGUUGUUAAAUAUAUUCUACAUACGUUAAAUUUUAAACGAUUAUCCAGAACGCUUGGAAUAUAAAUAUAUACACUAAAAAUUGAGGACGUGUUUCUCUUAUUAACGUAUUAAUUAAGAAAGAUUGUAAAACACGCAAAAGCACACAUAAAAGUAUAGUAAAAUUAAGUAUGGCGUUAAUCCUAUCAGCUGAUAUCGUCUGCUGGUAUGACGAAUUGUAGUUCGUCUUGUUGGUUAAACAGUGCCUCUUUAACUGUUACAAUAACGUUUUUUGAUUUGAUGGUUACUUCGUCGAAUUAAUAGAUUCGCGAAACCCGAUAAAGUUAUGGAUGUUUUAAUGACGCAAUGACUGUGUCACGGUUUCUAAUGGUGAAAAUAUUUCGGAAAGAAGAUCUCGAUUGAGCGCGUCAUUGACAAGUGGUACAGGAAUGUGGGCAAACAGAUAGGAUUAUCGCGAGAACGAUCCUGUACACGAUCGGCGACGUAAAAGAAUCUGCCGUUCAACGAGCAGAUUCGGUUGUGAUGAGCGACUCCGAACAGCGGCAAUUGCACGUGCCUUAUAGAGAAUACCAUAGCCAGAAUAAUACUAACACAUCUGCUCUGGUGGAAACUGAUGCAUUGGUAGAUUUAUCCAUUGCAUCCAACAAUUGUUUACCAGUGAAUAGCAACGAGAGCUCAGAACUCAUACCAGACGUUGAAUUUGUUCCAAACCCAAGCAACGAACAACCUAUAGCCAUUGAUUCCCCUGGGAUCGACCGGGAGAGCCAGCCUCUCCUAGGUCGCUUGGAGCUAGAUGUUACGUUCAAUCGUUUUCCUGACGAUCCACAAUUUUCUGAGUUGGUAUGGCAAGCCGAAUGCGCAAUAGACAAUGGAAUAUCUCCUGAAAGAAUAUAUCAGGGCUCCAGUGGGAGCUACUUUGUAAAAAAUCCUGCAGGGAAAAUAAUAGGUGUAUUCAAACCAAAAGAUGAGGAACCUUAUGGCAGAUUAAAUCCAAAGUGGACAAAAUGGAUGCACAAACUUUGCUGUCCUUGUUGUUUCGGAAGAAGUUGUUUGAUACCAAAUCAGGGAUAUUUAAGCGAGGCUGGUGCAAGUUUAGUUGACCGUAAACUAGGUCUCGGAAUAGUUCCAAAUACUAGAGUAGUUAAGCUCGUCAGUAAAACAUUUAACUACCCACGCCUAGACCGUCAAAAAGCCCGGAUGAAGCAAGCGAUCAUGGAUCAAUUUCCCACAGUAGGCUCUCAUUUCAAUCGCAUCGGUCUACCACCAAAAGUUGGUUCGUUCCAAGUUUUCGUAGACGGCUAUAAAGACGCCGACUUCUGGUUGAGACGAUGGGAAAACGAGCCUCUGUCGCCGCGUCUCAGUAGAGAAUUUCAACUUCAAUUCGAGCGUUUAGUUAUUUUGGAUUACAUAAUUAGAAAUACAGAUCGAGGUAACGACAACUGGCUUAUUAAGUACGAUAAUGUUGUGGGGAAGACGGGGUCGGAACAAGGCGAGGUCAAAAUUGCUGCAAUAGACAACGGACUAGCCUUUCCUUUCAAACAUCCCGAUUCUUGGCGUGCCUAUCCUUAUCACUGGGCUUGGUUGAGUCAAGCAAAGCAACCUUUUAGCGAAGUAACGAGAGAACUUGUGCUUCCUCAGCUCUCCGACCAAAAUUUCGUACAAGAUCUUUGCGAUGAUUUGUAUCAAUUGUUGAAACAAGAUAAAGGUUUCGAUCGGCACCACUUUGAUAAACAGAUGAGUGUGAUGCGAGGUCAGAUUUUAAACUUGCAACAAGCUUUAAAGGAUGCCAAAAGCCCGGUGCAAUUGGUCCAAAUGCCUGCUGUGAUCGUCGAAAAGUACGUGCAACCGUUGCGAGUCAAAUCGUUUGCACCCGAGAGAAAGUAUUGCCCGCCCUCGAAGCUGUUGGAAACGGAUACCACUUAUCACGUGUCCUAUUUGAACGUGGGCCAUGGAGAUAUGCGGCACAGCCGGUCCCAACCGAUUCGACCCAGUCCGGCCCUCGGAAAGUUUGAAGGGAAGUUUUCCGACGAAACGACUAACAAACUCAGUUACAAGAAACCCGUUACCGGUCCUAUACCUAGGCUGAGGCCAAUUUUGCCGAAGCAAAGGCCAAUGAUUGGGACAGGUCGCAUGGAACACGUUACCACCGUUCGCCAGGACUUCGGCCGUAAACACAUCGACAAACCGGAGCUUAUAGUGCCCUGUGGUCAUAUUCGUCUGAGCACCGGUCAAUUGGACGCCAGCACCACCGCGAAACUGUCCUACGCGGAUCCAGGUUUCGUCGAACCGACCAUCAAUUUCAAACCGAUAAGGGUUUACCGACCCCCAUGCGAACCGGUGUAUCACGAGACUACACAAAAGUUGAGCUAUCUACCGGUUCAAAUUCAAGAGAAGGAGUCGUGCCCUUGGCGAAUCAAGCCAACGUAUAGACCUCCGGACGUAGCGAUGUGCGCACAGACCACCUACUCGCAAAGCUAUUUACAAAACGAUGAACCUUGCAUGGAGAAACCCAUCAAGCCAAUCGGUAACCCUUUGUUCCCUCACGGCGGCGAAUUCGCCGCGAGAACAAUAUACAAGGAGAGCUACCACAUACAACCGAGUAGCAUCGAUCGGGUGGAACCGUUCCUUCCUUGCCACAGUAUCUCGAGACUGGAUGGCAAAAUAUCGGGGGACACGACCAAUAAACUCAGCUACCAGAAGAUUCAAACCGACGAACGUGCAACGCCCAUAUUGCCCCGGAGCAGGAACAUGAUGGGCGACGGUCCGAUGCAGUCGGAGACUACAAGUCGCUGCGAUUUUGCCCCGAAAUCGUCGGCGACACGACCCGAUCCUAUUAUUCCGAGCAGCAAUCUUAAAAGUGCAGACACACCUAUGGACGAUACAACUACCGCGAGAUUAUCGUACGCAGUGCCAGGACCGAUGGACUGUGUCCAAAGUUACAAGCCGGUCGUUCAUUAUGCCAAAUCACCGUACAAAAUCGAUUGCGAAACCGUGAGCAAACUUUCGUAUCAGACGUGGACACCGCCACCAAAAGAAGAACUUACGUGGGCGGUCAAGAGGAAGUAUGAACCACCGAAGGAUCCCAUGUGCGCCGACACUAUCUAUCAAGCCAGUUAUCCAGCUCCCGGCCACUACGAGCAAUUAUGCGAGGAGCAACAAGACUGUGAUUGCUUGGACGUGAAAGAGACAUGUCCGUCCGCGCAAACCGAACCAUGCGAAAAUUCGAACGAUUCCCAUCGUUGAACGAGACUUUGCUCGCUCAACGAACGAAGUGUUGCGGUGACUCUGCAAGCGACGCUCCAUAAAAGAGAGAGAUCAAAUUACAUUGUAAAGAAACUUUCAAAGUCGAGCUAAAUGAUAUUUUAUUACGGCACGUUGGUGAUAGACGAACGUAUUUCUUAUAGCGAUUUUAGUCUCUUAUAGCGAUUGCAGUAUACAGGAUGACGAAUAAUAAAUGUUUUAUCUUUUACAAACAGUAAAAUUGUUCUCGAUAAUAAAAUAAACUCUAAUCUUUGAUAAAAAGAUCAAUAGACAAUAUUAACGUACUACGCUCUUUUUAGGUCUAGCUUAUUACGUACAUACAUACAUACAUACAUACAUACAUACAUAGUUAUGUACCGUAUAUUCUAAAAUGUGUACUAACUUUAAGGUAAAUAUAAUGGGAUAACGAUGCGGGUAAUCCUACUGAAGAGGUAA